Molecule: messenger RNA, 363 nt
Organism: Penicillium chermesinum
Lineage: Eukaryota; Fungi; Ascomycota; Eurotiomycetes; Eurotiales; Aspergillaceae
Product: putative progesterone binding protein
Exons: 3
Cellular component (GO): endomembrane system; membrane
Source: RefSeq, a predicted model, not a curated record
CUCAAGCGUUUCACGCCCAAGGUGCCAGUUCAGCUGGAUCCGCCCAAGGAUGACCCCAUCUCUCAGGAGGAAUUGGCCAAGUGCGACGGGACCGAUUCAAGCCGUCCUACUUUAGUCGCCAUCAAGGGCGUUGUAUUCGACGUGAGCCGUAAUCCCGCCUAUGGACCCACUGGUCAAUACCGAGUCUUCGCUGGCAAGGACCCCUCGCGUGCUCUCGCCAAAUCCUCCCUCAAGCCGGAAGACUGCGUCCCAGACUGGUAUGACUUGGAGGAUAAGGACAAGGUGGUGCUGGAUGAGUGGUUCACCUUCUUCAGCAAGCGGUACAACAUUGUCGGCAAGGUUGAGGGUGCUACUAACACCUAA